UAUCUGUAUCUGAUUAUAAGCUUCAUAAAAAAGAAAAACAGUUUGAACAGUAAAAAAACAGGUAUUGCUGAAAGUAAUCAAGAGCAUGGUCAAAAAGAAUCUUUUGAAAAAGCAAAGACCUUUGUAGGAAAAGACAAAACUAUGGCUGGAAAUCAAAAUAGUACAAGUCGAAAUCGUUUAAACUUAGAACUUGCUGAAAAGCGCAAACCUAAGGAAGAAAAAAGUCAACGAAAAACUUCUGCUCAAAAAAGCAUUAGCAAGACUCAGUUGCCAAGUAAUAACAAAAUUGAAAGUCAACGUAAACCUGUUACCAAAGAACAGAUCAAUCGAAAAGAUGAAAAGUUGUUUAAUAGCCAAUUGUUCAAUGUUGUUGAUAGUGGUUUUAAUAUGGUUUCAAUAAUGUUUUUUAUUGUGGUGAAAAUACCUUGUGAAAACCUUUAUAUAAUGUUUGGGCAUGAAGAUCUUGGUAAUUGGGAGCAACCUGCUGUUCAUAUGAGUCUCGACAGUCAGAACUCAGUGGGAUGUAUUUACAAAGGAAAUUUAAUUUGUUCGAAACAAAUUUUUAAAAACAAUUCGGUUGAAUAUAAAUAUGUAAUAUCUAUUGAAAAGAAACCUAUUUGGGAACAUAUUAAAUUGGUUCCAAAUUCUACCGCAGUUACUAAUCGUGUAUUGGAAAUAAGUGAAGAUUUAUUAGAUGUUCUUGAUAAAGAUGACAUAUUUUUUCAAAUUGAUGAUCUCUAUUUUCCACAAAAAGAUUUUCCGACACACAAUAUGGCAACAUCUUUAACAGACUAUAUCAAACAAUAUAAUAUGUCAUUGCCUAAAGGAAAUUGUAAAUUAAGUGAAAUAUACGUCAAUGUUUUUAACAUGUAUUUUAUUAAACUUAAAGAAAUAGCAAAUAUAAUUGAAAGGCCAAUGUUUAUAAGAAGUUUACGAUCAGGAUUUUAUAACGCUUACUCUAAGACUGAAGCUAAAGAUAAAGUGGAAAAAAAAAUCAAUGACAGUCAACCAAUUACAAAGUUAUUCACAGCUAUUGAAAGUUUGUUGAAAUUAGAAAAAAAUGACGUUUUCCGCCAAAGUUUAUCAAUACUACUAAUCUUUUAUGGUGACUACGAUUUAGUUAAACUUGUUCCAAUCAAUUUUAUUUCAUUUGUUUUUGAAAAUUUAUCAUUGGAAUGUCGUGAUUGGAGUUAUAGCAAUAUAUUAGAAAAUGUAGAUAUUCCAAAAAAAUAUUUAAGAUUUUUAAAGUCAGCUUUGAUAUCUUUGCUGGAAAGAUGGUUUGAAAAGUAUAACAAAUCAGAAGAGAAAGCUCAUGUUUGGUGUUAUGCAUUGUUAAUGUUACAUGUUAUUUCUGAUGAAGUGAACCAGGAAUCAGAUAUCAAUCGAGAGCUAAAAAAUGCUUCUAACUGUGGUUUACCGAAUUUCAUUAACAAUAGAUAUCAAGAAAUUUAUAAGUUAACUUCAAAAAAUUUGAAUAAAAUCCAGCGAAGUUUACAAAAAGAUAUAUUGCUUCAGAAAGGUAUUGCAUACCUUAUGGAAUUGAAAUAUUUUGUAAAUGCAUUAAAAACCGGAGCCUUCAACGAACACAUUCUAGUUAACACAAUGCUUAACCAUAUGAAAUCAAGUACACUUUCAGAUGAACAGAUUAAUCAUUGCAAAAGUUUCUUAGACGAAAUGCAAAGUUUGAGUUUAAAUCGAAAGAAUUUCAACAGUAUUCAUUUAGUUGAGGCACUUAUUAGCAUGUUACUUGAUUUAUUAAACAUGUUAGACAUUAAUGAUAACAGUUGCAGCUUGUUUUCUAAAAUUCUUAAUUGUAUUAAUCAGUUUUACAGAAUGAUUGAUCCAUUAAAUGGGAAUUUGACAAAACUUAAUGAAUCCAUUCAAAUGCACAUACCAAACGUUAUAAGCAUGCUUCAAAAUAAGUUUGGUGAAAAAAAGACCUCAUGGAAUUCACUGCCCAAUUUGAAAUCACAACUUAGCGUUAUAGAAAAGCUAGUGGAUCUAGAAAUCACAAAAGGAGACGAAUUCAAAAACCUUGCAGUAGAUAUUGUGGAAAACAAAAUUGUAUGUAAUAUAAAGUUUAAUUUUUAAAUCAUUUCAAAGGAAGUAAAUAAUUGCAAAGCAAUCAAAAAGGUAGUACAAAACAAUUGUUUCACAUUGACUGACACAGAAAAACAAAAAAUGAUUUCGAGUCUCUCCUUCCUUGACUGAAAUCGACUGAAAUUGGUGUUUUAAAUAUGUAUAACUGAACUAAUAAAAAAAAUAAAAAAAUAUAUAAACCAUGAAGGAGAAUUAAUUUUGCAGUCCUUAUAAUUAAUCACAUUUUUCAAUCAAACUGUGUAACGAUUUUGUUUUUAAC
Messenger RNA from Hydra vulgaris (swiftwater hydra), 2359 nucleotides. Lineage: Eukaryota; Metazoa; Cnidaria; Hydrozoa; Anthoathecata; Hydridae. The record is from RefSeq and is a predicted model, not a curated record.